CACUUCUGUGAAGGCAGUGCCUCAAGUCACGGCUUCCUUUGGCUGACGGACUCGCCACUCACCGGCCUCGGCCCGCCCAUUAGCAUUACAGCGGCAUGGCAACGGCGAGGAGGCGGGGGGAGAAGGUGAGGUGAGGGGUGACCGUCUUACCGGACCAGGGGGGAGAGUGCAGCAGCACCACACUGUUUCCACUCCUCACUGACUGGAGAAACGCACCGUGUUGGCACCUCGGCCAGUCAGCGCUCUCACUCACGCUCUCUCACACACGCACACACACACGCACACACGCACACGCGUGGAUAAAACGAUGCACCACGACCGCCGCGGCUCCGCACCGCACCGUCACCGCCGCUGACCAGGUGCUGGACUUAACGGGGACGUCGUUAACGUGUCAGAAGGUACAACUUGUCGCUUAUGCAUGCGCUGCGCGCGCUUCUCCCUGGUCCCGUACACAGACGACCGAGAAGAUGCUGAGCCGACUGAUGAGCAGCAGCAUCAGGAGUCUGGACAGGGAAUGCAACUGCACUGUGAGGCUGCUGGACGACUCGGAGUACACCUGCACGAUUCAGCGGGAUGCCAAGGGACAGUACCUGUUCGACCUCAUCUGCCACCAUCUCAACCUGCUGGAGAAAGACUACUUUGGUAUUAGAUAUGUUGACCCAGACAAGCAGAGGCAUUGGUUGGAGUUUACAAAGUCAAUUGCCAAACAAAUUAAAUCCCAGCCUCCAUUCACCAUGUGUUUGCGUGUCAAGUUUUACCCGCCGGAUCCCGCUGCCCUAAAAGAGGAAAUCACCAGAUAUCUCGUCUUCCUGCAGGUUAAGAGGGAUCUCUACCAUGGUCGCCUCCUGUGCAAGACAUCCGAUGCUGCUCUGUUGGCUGCCCACAUAUUACAAGCUGAAAUUGGCGACCACGACCCCGGGAAACACCCAGAGGGCUACAGCUCCAAGUUCCAGUUCUUCCCCAAGCACUCUGAGAAGUUGGAGCGGCGGAUUGCUGACAUCCACAAGGCUGAGCUGAUAGGUCAGAGUCCUGAAACAUCAGAGCUCAACUUCCUCCAGAAGGCUCAGAGUCUGGAGACAUAUGGAGUGGACCCUCAUCCAUGCAAGGAUGUGUCCGGCAACCCAGCUUUUCUGGCUUUUACUCCUUUUGGAUUCACUGUGCUGCAAGGAAACAGGAGGGUCCAUUUUCUCAAAUGGGAGGAGGUGACCAAACUCAAGUUUGAAGCAAAGACAUUCCAUGUAUAUGCAAAUCAGACGGAGGAUAAGAAGAUCAUACUGACAUACUUUGCACCUACACCUGAUGCCUGUAAGCAUCUGUGGAAGUGUGGAGUUGAGAAUCAGGCCUUCUUCAAGUUGGAGAAGUCGAGUCAAGUCCGCACUGUGUCAAGCAGUAAUCUCUUCUUCAAGGGUAGUCGCUUUAGAUACAGUGGAAAAGUUGCAAAAGAGGUGAUGGAACAAAGUGCCAGAAUUAAAAGAGACCCACCUGAGAUACACAGGCAUGGCAUGGUGCCCAGUAGGAGUUGUCCAUCCAUCACCCACGGCCCUCGUUUGACCAGUGUGCCAAGGACCCGACGGAGAGCUGUGCACAUCUCCAUCAUGGAGGGCCUGGAGUCCCUUCGAGACAGUGCUCACUCCACGCCCGUACGCUCCGUCUCCCAUGGCAAUUGCUUCAUGUCUUCUCGGGGCCAUUUGGUGGACGGCGGCGAGGCCAGCACCUCGGCAGUCAUCUCUGAUGAGGCCUACAGCCCUUCAGACAGCGUGCUGCCCUCACCCGUGGCCGAACACGGGAUGGACAUGUCCUCGGCGCGUCACCUCAACGGUGCUCCCUGCAGCGCGGAUGAGCAGCAGUCAGAAGCCGGCUCAUCGAAGGAGGGGCACGCAGCAGAGUUUUCUUCUGGCAGGAGAGCCCUGCAUAUGGUCAGGAGCAGGCCUUCACCACCGAGCGACGUAGAGGAGCUGAACAAAUUCAUCCUGAGCGUGUUGCGUCUGUUUGUGGUUACCAUCGGACUGCUGUUCGCCCUGCUGCUGCUCCUCAUCAUGCUGACCGAGUCAGACCUGGACAUUGCCUUCCUGAGAGACAUCCGCAAGACACCGGAGUUCCAGCAGUUCCACUUUGAAUACUUCUGCCCUCUGCGGCGCUGGUUCGCCUGUAAGUUACGAUGGAUGGGAGGUUUCCUCAUCAGUAAGUGAGGCUGAGAUUGAAAUACACAACACGGGAGGGGGGAAGAGAGAAAAGGAUGGUGUCCCUUUUCCCGAUAUCAACUCAGCUUCUCCCAGGAAGAGGUUUCUGUCCCGAGCCACAGACUGUUCCAUGCCUUGUUUAUUAUGUUUGACCAUCACUGCGAGGAUUGGAAAUCGCAUUUUACUUUGGAAAUUCAGGUCAUUUCAAGGUAUUUUAUUUUUACACAAAGCCACAGUAACAUAGUUUGAUUUAAACACUGAAAAGGUAAAAGCAAGUCAAUCGUUUAAUAGUUGCCUUUAUUUUUGUAUUAAUUUAUACGUUGCAAUAUUAUUGUCAGACAGAAUGACCUGGUGUGUUGUGGUGUGUGUUGUGUAACCUGAGAGUUUGAGCUAAGUACUGAGAGAAGACGGGAGGCAGUCAAGCUCACCUAAUUUUCAUAUUUCAAAGCCAACAACAACAUUCAUGAUGCUAAAAUGUUAUUAUGGACCCUGCUAUGAGAUUGAAAACUACUGCUUUUAGAUGUCGUAGCAUCUGGGGGUUUGAGAAAGUGUGAAAUGGAAAACUAAGCAGCACUUACUGACUGUGGAUCGGUCCUGAGUCAAAUAACACUUGCAAAUAUUAUUAUUGCUUUUAUUCAAAUUUGAGCCAUACAGUAAAUGGAUUUGCCAUGUGACACGUGACCGGAAAUAGUAGAAAAAUGUAUUUACCAGACUUUUAGAUGAUUGACAACUUCUACAAAUUGUCCUAAUGUGGUAUACAACCCAACAUCUGGUAAAUUAAAUUGAAGCAAAUGCUAAGAAUUACUUGCUGUAGCUAUUUGAGCCAGGAGUCAUGUUGGUGCUGCCCUGUUAGAUGGCUUGAAUUAUCAUUUUUGUAAUAAGUGUGACUUAGAUUAUGGUCAGAGUGCUCUCGUUAACAUUUUUCGUCGAGCCCUUAGAGCACUGAUAACGUUUUAUUUUCCAAUGACUAUGAAUUAUGGAUUAUUGUAAGGCUAUAAGUAAGUAAGGAGGUGGUAGGUUUACUGGUUUUAUAAAAUAACAGCCAAAUAAUUCUUAUAGCUACAAUCAACUUCAAUGUGUAAGGAACAGUUGUCACUUUGCCGUAGUUUCUUUGACAGUAGUUGUAACGGUGCUGGGACUACGUGAGCUAGAGCUGUAGUGAUAGUGAAGUGUUUGGUUAGUUCUUUGACUCCCACACUCUGUAGAAGGAGUUUAUCUUGAUGUGCAAUACUGUUAAUAUAAAAAACAAGAUCCUUUCCAUUCAGCAAAAUUUGACCUUGUUUUACCUUUUGUGCAAGAAUUAGUGCUAUACUUUCCCCACAUCAUACGGUUAAGAGAGAUUGAUUUUAGUUCAUGCUGCGUGAAGGUCAUACAACUUUGUUUAACCUUGCUGUGUUCAAAUUGAUGCAUUCAGCUGUAAAGCAUCACACCUACCAAAGAAACCUCUGUUGUCUGGUGUUUGUCAGUUUGCAUCAAUAGAUGGAAACUGAUAGUCUGCUCUCCUUCUCUAGCCUUAUUACGUAUUUGUUGUUUCACAGUUUAGCCUGCAGUGCGUCUUUACAGCUCAGAGCAAUCAACAGCAUAAUGGAAACUAUUGGUCCUCUCAGCCAGCCUAGUGUUUGAUUGGGAUCUAAUAGGUAUUCUGUGUAUCAGUGGUGAUGAUUGACUGAUCGGCAGGUAUAUAUAUCAAUAUACCUAAAAGAAAAUGGAUGUAUUUAUUAUGAUUAGCUGAGGGGUUUAGAAUAUGUAGGCUCCUAUAGGCAGUUUGGUUUGUUACCAUUAAUAUUCACAUCUUUCCCAAAAGAAUCCACAGGUUGGAGUUAAGUUUAUCCCUGAAGUAUUAAAUAAAUACCUGGUCUUUGAAUGUUGAUUGGAUUUUGGUGCAGUAAUGACAUUUUAAGAUUCAUAAAUGGUCAAAUAACAAGAAGUAUUAAUAGUUAUGUGAGUUGGAUGACUAAGACAGACAUAUUGACCGAUUAUUUAUAUUUAACAGAAAAACAUUUUGUGGUUGGUUUUCAGACGAUGAAUUAGUUAUGCUUUUGCUUUCAUUCAGACCAUGCUCGCUGGUUUCUGAUUGACUGGGCGAGGCAGAAAAUAUGUGAUUACUGUAGUAUAAUUUGUACUUUAAAGUCUCAUUUUAUGUUCAUGUGUAUGACAAAUGUAACAUAAUUUGAGCAAUAAAUAACAGAGUUAUGAAUAAUAAUAAUAAUAAUAAUAACCAUGAACAGCAAAGGAAUGUCUGCUAAACAUUCAAAACGUCCCUUCAGAAGGUGAAACAACCUGUCGAUGCAUGUGUAAAGGGAGCGGUGCCCAUCGUCCCUGAGCCCACGCAGUGGUAUAAUAACAUUGUCGUGCAAGUCCUGUUUAAUUGUUGCCUAAUACUAGACUGCUCUAGUAGAUGCAAGUUUUCUUGUGAAAGUACAUGUAAAUGAACUGGACACCAAAACAGUAGACCCACUCUGAACUGUUUUUUUUAGCCAAUUUAGAACAGCAGAAGUAGCAUAUUCAACUACCUGAACAUCUCCUCUUGCGAUGUAGUUUUGUUUGUAUCGUUAAAAUCUGUUUCAAAUCACUGGUCCUGAUGAAGAGGGGUGACGGUCCCAUUGACGGGCAACUCCUUGUGUUCGUUUUGCUGAAUCAUGUAAAACAGGAACGAGGCCUGAUGUGGUCCUACUGUAAGCUUCUUUCCUGUACCAUGGCCUGCACAUGGAAAUGUCUCUGUAAGCAUGUGUUCUGCAUUUAUUACCUCCAAACAAGACUGCUUAUUUCCAAUCACUGACUUAAGACUUGUGUAAUUUGUUUAUGAAUAAAUAUAAUCUAUUCUUGA
Messenger RNA from Cyclopterus lumpus (lumpfish), 5007 nucleotides. RefSeq names its product FERM domain-containing protein 5-like. Gene Ontology annotation, cellular component: cytoskeleton. Lineage: Eukaryota; Metazoa; Chordata; Actinopteri; Perciformes; Cyclopteridae. Gene Ontology annotation, molecular function: cytoskeletal protein binding. The transcript is spliced from 14 exons. The record is from RefSeq and is a predicted model, not a curated record. Bases 468 to 2189 code for a protein of 573 amino acids.